Molecule: messenger RNA, 718 nt
Organism: Leguminivora glycinivorella
Lineage: Eukaryota; Metazoa; Arthropoda; Insecta; Lepidoptera; Tortricidae
Exons: 5
Coding region: 143-718 (191 amino acids)
Molecular function (GO): sequence-specific DNA binding
Source: RefSeq, a predicted model, not a curated record
UAGCCAGACGUAAUACGCAGUACUAAAAAACUGUGAUUCCAUGAUCCACAUUGACAGCUUAGUCUAUGACCUCAUCCACUAAUCUCCUGUCAGUUGGAUCGAGGCGCCAGUGGCGAAAACAGUCAAGGAAAAAUACGAAAAAAUGCCUACAUGCGUUGUGAAACUGUGUAAAAAUGACACAAAUAAAAAGAAAAAAAAAGACGGUAUCACUUUUCAUAGGAUUAAAAAAGAGGAUGAAUACUGGACUAAUAAUCUGGUAGAAAUUAUUAGAAAAAGCAGGAAUGAAACUGAUUGGUACCCUUCAAAUUCAAGCGUGAUUUGUAGUGUACAUUUUGACGAUAAUGAUUUCUACACCACAGAAGGAGGACGUCUCUAUCUUGUGAAAAAUGCGAUACCAAAGAAGUUUUUGGAGCCUUCAUGUUUCCAGGAAGAAAACUUAGUUGAUUCAUCUAUACCUACAACGGAAUUAAAAUCAAGUACCGUGGAAUUAGACCAACCUCACACAUCUCAGAAACUCAAUCUCACUGUGCCUGGAUUGCCAUUUGAAGCUGAAACUGGAGCCCUGGAGACAAAGAGUACACUCGUGGAAGAAAAAGAAACCUCCGACCCAAAAACUCUCCUCUAUGUACAAAAGGCAGGUAUCUGUAAUACAAUAGGUACUUACCGUAAAUUAAAUGCAACUAAAAUAUCACUGUUGUUUUAUAUGUUUUAUAAAUAA